UAAAGACACUAUUAAUUUUUAGCACCAUGUAAAAGCAACACCAUAUGCUACUUAUAAUUGCCUACAAAAUUAUGUUUUUUUUUUUCAUUUAUCAUAUAUGUCUCUUUCAGAACGCUCAAUGUUUACAUUCGGUUGCCAUGGGGAAAGUGGUCUGCCCGAGGGUCUUUGAAUCCGAUUCGUCUUCCUGCCGCCGUUUAUAAAUCAUUUUGAAACUGAUCAUAUAAUAUAUUUAUCUCACCGUUUUGAACUUAAAAUCCACCCGCUUACCAUUUAAAGUUCACAGCCCUGUAGUGCGUUUUUAUUACAUAUAUGUUUUGUGUUAACCUUUUUACACAGGCAGUUUAACGGUCACCUUACGUAUUCUACGCCCUUAAUUUCCCGUCAUGCAAAGCGCCUUCCCUUCCUUUUCCUCCAUCUUGGAUACCAGUGCGGUCCUGCCUGCAUCUGGACAUUAGGAGAGCAAGAUGUCUGGAAGAUUAUGGUGCAAAGCCACUUUUGCUGGCUACAAGCGGGGCCUUCGAAAUCAGACGGAGCACACGGCUCUUCUUAAAAUUGAAGGAGUCUAUGCUCGAGAUGAAACCGAAUUCUAUUUUGGAAAAAGAUGUGCCUACGUAUACAAAGCAAAAAAUAACACAGUGACUCCUGGUGGAAAGCCCAACCGAACUCGUGUGAUCUGGGGAAAGGUGACCCGAGCUCAUGGAAACAGUGGCAUGGUCCGUGCUAAGUUCCGCUCUAACCUCCCAGCUAAAGCCAUUGGGCACAGAAUCCGUGUGAUGCUUUACCCAUCAAGGAUCUAAAUGUAAAA
This is a messenger RNA of Xenopus laevis (African clawed frog), 805 nucleotides long. RefSeq names its product 60S ribosomal protein L35a. Lineage: Eukaryota; Metazoa; Chordata; Amphibia; Anura; Pipidae. The record is from RefSeq and is a predicted model, not a curated record. The transcript is spliced from 5 exons. Bases 465 to 797 code for a protein of 110 amino acids.